Babesia bovis T2Bo is the source of this 5241-nucleotide messenger RNA. RefSeq lists its product as uncharacterized. The record is from RefSeq and is a predicted model, not a curated record. Bases 70 to 5172 code for a protein of 1700 amino acids. Lineage: Eukaryota; Apicomplexa; Aconoidasida; Piroplasmida; Babesiidae. The transcript has a single exon.
GAACAAGUGUGUAACCUAGUUUGUUGGAGCGCAGAUGACACCUGAACCCAUCGCCAACAGCAAAGUGAAAUGCUGAAUUUCAAGGUUCCAGGACUGAACUUUGAUAUUCUAUCCAAGGUUGGCGCCAAAGUUGAAGCUGCCGCAGAACGCCAGUCCACCGAACCUGAGAAGGCUGCUGAUCCAGAAAAGGUAUCAUUCGAAAAAACGAAAACGAGCGCUAAUGAUCCUACACCAGUAACCGCUGAAAGUACAAAAAUCAACGAUGGCGCAAAUGACGAGGAUAAGGAGCUGGCUGACCAGGGAGCGCUCUGGGUUACUCAAUAUACAUACGAUGAGUUCAUCGACUCCCUUGCGGUGGACCAAGAGAGUCGCGGUGAAACGCCCAGCGAAAAGCGGCAUUGGUCAUACCCCCGUCGUUGGUCUGUCAAGCUAUACAACCUAAAGAUUGUUAACUGCGUUGCGGAUACCCUUACGUGUUUCGCAGAAUUUGACUUUGGAGGCUCCCGUUCCGAAUGCCGAGUGCAGAUGGGUAAUACAGUAUGCAUACUGAAUAAAGGAGAAACUAAGAAUUAUAUACGCACGACCGUCGUGCAGAAUGUAGUCAAGGAUGUCCCAAGGUCUUUCAACUGCGCACAUGAAUUUGAGUACCGUGGCAGUUACCUAGACCUGGAAAAUGAAAAGUUGAAGAUAAAGCUGUGGAAGUACAGAAGAUAUAACAUCAACUGUUUGGAGUCCAUCUACGAAGGACAACUGCUGCAGUUUGCCACUGGUGAUAUACACGUGGAAAUACCAAUGUACAAAGGUCUAAACGAGAAGCGCCAUUUACGUUGCAGAAUUUCAUUUGACUUAUAUUUCCAGGAACUAUAUGACUUUGAACUUUCAUUUCUUACAUGGCGUCUGUCGGACGUACCUUCAUUCGUAGAGCUACUCUGCAAGGGUAAAGAAGCUCCAGAGAAGUUAGAGAGUAGAAGUACCACGAGUAAAGGGAAGUUCAAGGACAGACGUAGGGACAAUAUGUCGUUUUCCAUAUUUGACAAAAUGAAGUACUUUUUCAUACGCAAGAGGAUUGAGCGGGACUACUAUAAAAGCCAUGCUCUCCGAAGGGAUCGGACACACCACUUAAAGGAUGAUGAACGUAUUAGCCUAAACACAUUGGACCCCUAUCAGCUAUUACUACAAAGCCAAUGCGAUAUCGUGUUCAAAGGGAAUACCAUAAACCAGAUUAACACCGCAUUGCCCUCAUUAAGGCUCCAGAUACACGUCAAAGCUGAUUCGGGUCACAGGCUCGCUUCGUCACUGCAGUUGUCGUCACUAGUAUCAAAGCACACCAGAAACGCAUACUGGGAAAAUAUGGGAGAAAUCAUACUCCGCGGUACGUUAAUGGAUCUUGAACGCGCCGAACUUGAAGUUGAUAUUAUAGACGUUAAUGCCCCAAAGGCAGCUAACAAAGUAGGUCGCGUAGUACUGCCAUUGGCAGGUAUUGUGGACUACCCAUAUCUUACCAGUAAGGUUAAUACACCCAAAUGGCUAACUUUGAAAGCCAGUAUGGAGGGUUGGGGUUCAGUGCUCGAACGUUUGAACUUCGGCAAAUUGAGUGGUAAAAUUCAGAUCCAGCAUAAACCCAGAUACAGACAGAAGACUAAUCCCUCGGGUUUGUCCCUAACCAGCUAUCCCGCCAUGCUGGUAGUCACAGUAGGAAGUGUCGAUCAGCUAAUUGUUGACGAUGAUAAUGUAAGGAUCGAUUCCUAUGUAGAAGUUACAUUCAACAAACAGAGCUAUAGGACAUACUGCUGCAAAAACAAUAGAGCACCCAUGUGGAACGAGGAUGUGUUAAUACCUUUUAUGGUAAACGACGUUGAUAAGAUUAACAGCUCAGUGGUGUUGCAGAGUAGUCCGAUACGCUUCACUGUUUGGGGUGCUUCCGGACGUGAUCGCAAAGUAGUAUUUCUAGGCACUACUGUGCUCUACCCUUAUGAAAUAUUCUACACCCCAAAGGGUGUAUUGAAGCACCGAGUUAAGAAGACAUAUGCUGAGAAUGGGCAAUACGGAAACAUGUACAACUCUACAGUUUUCGAAACGCAUGUUUUCAGUGGUCCAUUGAAACUCCAGUUCAUGAAUGAAGAUCAUCAAUCCAACCUUACCGUAUCAGCUUGGCUGUACCCAGAUAUGCCGGACGAUGUGAUGCCUGAUCAAUUCGAUCCACGACUAGUACGUUCAGAGCAACCCCAAUUACUUUCAUACCUCAUGACACCUUAUUAUCCAAGGCUCUCAGAGGAUUGGCAGCGUGUAGUUGAUCUGAAGUUAAAGCCCAUUUUCAAAGAUGUGGGAAAUAUCACUGUUGAGUGCCGGACGCAGUAUCACCAAAGAGUGUACCUGCCGUGUCUAAUUACACCAAUGCACCCACCAAUGGGUAUAGACACGCCAAAUGCCAUAUUCCAUAUGGUCCGUUGCCUACCGUUCGUGAGGAAGUCGCAUGAUAUAAGAUUUACCCCGGACUUCCUAAUGCAACUCAAGGGUGGUAACGCUUUUGACCACUGCCUGCUCCAGGUGAGUUACCUCCGUGGCCUCAUACCGCCAGUGGAGGCAUUUGUAUGCGUUGGCACUACCCAUAACGGAAGAUACCACGCAUGGGUAACUACGUUCUGCAGGGAUGUAACACAUUCAGUAAAGAUGUGGGAAAGUACUACUGGUGAGGUGCAUGUAUUGAAGCACAGGAUAGAGUCAGAAGCUGAUAUCAAUGACAGUAUAACUGAUAGGCGUUUGAGACUGAAAACAAGCAGCAAGUUCCCAUACCAAACGCUGAUCUACAUGUUUAACGACACAAACGUUUGGCUCAACGUACAAGGAUUUACCGAUCCACAAUUGUUACUGUUCGACAUAUCUAACAAUGACUUGUGGUACCCGUUUACGCCAAGGUUUAAUCACAAUGACAAUAUCCAUGUGCCUCAAAUAUCGUAUGUCAAGGUGAACGACUAUGAUAUAGAGCGGAUAUCCAACGAACUACAACAGAACGUUGAGCGUCACUUGACAAUGCAUCGCAAUGCCCAGAACCUGCAGACUCGUUGGAAUAAAGACGAUGCUCUAAACAAGUUUCUCAUCACUGGGAUGAAGCUGUUGCACCAAAUCAACACGUGCCCAGACGCUGAUGUUCAACUGUCAAAGUGCGAACUUCAGGACUGGCGAGUGCUGCUAAAUAAGAAUAUACCUCAGAGCCAUCAAGUAGUUGUUGUUCCCGUACAUUUUAAUACAUUGGAUGCCGAGUUCAUCGCUGAUAACAUUAAAAACAACGUCCCGCUGCUAGACUCACGAGAACGUUUUAUUACCUUUGCAAUGUCAAACCGCGUGAUCAGCCUGCCAGGCAACUUGUUCAGCGUGUAUAUCAUCUUAUUAGUGGCCCAGAAAAUACACGAACGUGUACGUAUAAGGCUAGUUAUGGAGCAGGAACGUCUAGCCCAAAAGAAGUCUAAGAAGAAAUCGAUGGCCGUUGAAGAAGAUGGUAACGAAAUAAUGAACCGUGAGGAUAGCCUCAAUGAGAGUCUAAAGGCCGCUUUAGAAUCGAACAUUGAAAUGUCUGGAAGUGACACAAUACCCAAAAAGCAGUAUUCAGCUUUGUUUAGCCAUAUAGACAACAACCUGCAGAACAAGGACAGCCAACUUGACAAUUUGCUGUCCAGGACGUUUACAAGCGCGGCUUUGCAAUCGAACAAAAAUAUCUCACAGAAGAUUACAAAUAGUUUGGAAGCUGAUUCCAGCCUUUCUUCUCUUGCCAGGAGCUCCAGUGAGAACGAUAAUGAAGUUACUUCCUCCAACUCGUCCUUGGCGAUUGGUUUUGAAAACCUGAGCUCAUCAGGGAUGAGCACGUUCAGGGAUGUUGAUGUGGUAGCAAGGAAUUAUGAUGGCAUGGAAACUGAAAUGUAUAUUGCUAACGCGCCAAGUUAUGACUUUGGCUCCGGGGCACAAAGCUUGGUCUCCAACUCCGAUAAAAAGUGCGUAUCCACUACUUUCAGAGAUGAUGUGGUAAAUCCACACUUGUUAAGCAGUGGAUCCUUUGUUGUAUCAAGUUCCAGCAGUUCAAUUGGGUCCCGAUUGAUGAUACAAACGGGAUCCUUUGAGUACUCCGAUGGAGAGAGGCCGGAGCAGAAUGAGACUUUAUCGCAAAGUAUGGUCAACUAUUCACCAAUGAUGACAUCAGAUGACACCAACGAGAUCUCACGUGAUGGUUCAGCAUAUGGCGCCGUGGAUAGCAUACAAAGUGCAGUGCAAUCGAUGUCAUCGAUGAACCAAUCCAUAUUGUACAGUGAGGAGUCAGAUGUCAACGUACAAUCUACGGUAUCAAUUGAUAAUUAUACGGUAUCGGAAGCUUCUAUAGCAAGCAGUCCCAGGAUAAUCGAAGAUAACGGUCAAACCGACGCUACGUCUGAUGUGAUGUCUAAUAGAUACAGCUCGCGUACAUUCACAGAAAGUGAUAGUAUAAACAAAUAUCUAAAUUCCGAAAAUGAUUCUUUUCCAGAUGAUACGGACUGGAGUGAUACUUUGAGCUCAUCGGAAAGUAUACAGGUAUCAUCUCGCGGCGGUUAUAUAUCAUCAGCAUUAGAGUCCGAUAUUGACACUGUAUAUAAUAAGGGAAUGUCAAUAAACAGCGGCCUCGUAAGCCGCAAUCAACUUGGGAAUGGUGGUAUCACCUCUGAAUCAUUUACCUCAACCAUAUCGGAUGUAAGCAGUAGUGUAUUUAGCCGAUCGAUUUCAAGGGAAGGAGAAUCUGAAACCGCUGUAGAAGUAUCGCCAGUCGCCAUGCAAGCAACUCAACUCAACGAGCAUAUGCCUAAGAGUGAACCUGAAGUUUCACGUAAAGAAAUUGCCAGUCAUAGAGCAUUCCUCGGUUUGAAGCCUGAGCCUUCAAUAGCAUCAACGGGUACAGAGACUCUCAGCCAUGUAAGCAGUGAUAACAUGAGCAGCAGCAAGGUAUGCUUCGCCAAGACGGCAACCCUUUACACAUCUAACAAUACGCCCGUGCAAGUGCCUACUCAUGAAGGCAAUACACCAAGUCAGCGAUUAGCACGAUCUCUAUUCGACAAGAGCAACGUGCUCAAAAAGCAACUAACCCGCCGCGAGGACUACACAUACUCAGUGUGUGACUUUAAAUAUGUGGACCUCUUCCGAGGAUUCCUAUAAUAAUAUGCUAUGUUUAAUCAUAUAUGAUAGUAUGAAUAAGAAAAGAAUGAAAUGUGUGCAUCAUUUAGA